Molecule: messenger RNA, 1990 nt
Organism: Momordica charantia (bitter melon)
Lineage: Eukaryota; Viridiplantae; Streptophyta; Magnoliopsida; Cucurbitales; Cucurbitaceae
Product: carboxyl-terminal peptidase (DUF239)
Source: RefSeq, a predicted model, not a curated record
AGGAGAGAAUAUGAGUGUAAUAAAAAGAGGAGGGGACUGUUUCAGUUUGGUAGGUUUCAAAAUUUUUAUUAAAUCUCUCUCUCUCUCUCCCUUCUCUCUCUCUCUCUCUUCUUUUUCUUUUUUCUUCCCAUUCAUCUGAAUCCAAUGCAAUCAUGAUCUUGAUGCUGAAAGUCCUUUAAUUUAAUGGUGUUUUUGUUCAUUGAACUCUCUCUCUCUACAACUUGUUUGUUCUCUCUCUAGAGAAAUGGGGUGUGGAAAGAGAUUUUUUUUGAGCCCUCCUCCUCUGGCUCUUGCUCUUGCUCUUGUUCUUGUUGUUUUUGAAAGAUUCAGUCUGGUUUUUGGGCUGAAUUAUACAUAUAAACAAGUCAGCAGCUUGAGAUUGGACAGGAUUCAAAGGCAUUUGGACAACAUUAACAAGCCUCCUCUUCUCACCAUUCAGAGCCCUGAUGGUGAUAUUAUAGAUUGUGUUCAUAAACGAAAACAGCCGGCUCUUGAUCAUCCCCUCUUGAAGAACCACAAGAUUCAGAGAGGGCCAACGGAAUGGCCAAGAGUGAAGAAGAUGAAGGAGAAGAAUGAAGUAAAGGAUGGCGAUGGCAGUGAAGGGAGGCGGGGAUCAGGUGCGGGAGGUGCAUGGCAAACUUGGCGUGUGAACGGAACACGGUGUCCGAAGGGGAGUAUUCCAGUGCGACGGAGCACAGUGAACGACGUGCUACGAGCCAAGUCUUUGUUUGACUUUGGCAAGAAACGACGGCCGAUUCUUCUUGACCGCCAAAUGGACGCUCCUGAUGUGGUCAGCGGGAAUGGUCACGAGCAUGCGAUCGCGUACACAGGAUCCUCGCAGGAGAUGUACGGAGCGAAGGCGACAAUAAACGUGUGGGACCCGUCAAUCCAAGUGGUCAACGAGUUCAGCCUCUCCCAGAUUUGGAUCCUCUCGGGAUCAUUCGACGGCUCAGAUCUCAACAGCAUAGAAGCUGGUUGGCAGGUCAGUCCGGAGCUUUAUGGGGACAGCAGACCAAGAUUAUUCACAUAUUGGACGAGUGACGCGUAUCAGGCAACGGGGUGCUACAACCUUCUAUGCGCUGGAUUUGUACAAACAAACAGCAAAAUCGCGAUCGGAGCGGCGAUUUCUCCCAUCUCUUCAUUUACCGGCAGCCAAUAUGACGUCACCAUUCUCAUUUGGAAGGAUCCAAAGCUGGGAAACUGGUGGAUGGGAUUUGGGGACAAUACUUUGGUAGGGUAUUGGCCGGCGGAACUGUUCACUCACCUCGUCGACCACGCCACCAUGGUGGAGUGGGGCGGCGAGGUGGUGAACUCAAAGGCCAGGGGUGAGCACACCUCCACCCAAAUGGGCUCCGGUCGUUUCGCUGAGGAGGGCUUUGGCAAGGCUAGCUACUUUCGAAACCUCGAGAUCGUUGACUCCGACAAUAGCCUUAGUGCUGUCCAAGAAAUCUCAACGUUGGCGGAGAACAACCAUUGCUACAAUAUUAUGAGCUCCUACAAUGACCAAUGGGGCACCCACUUCUACUACGGCGGCCCUGGAAGAAAUCCUGAAUGCCAAUGAUCAUUGUCUCGUCCACUCAUGCGAGAUCUAUUAAAAGGAAAAUUCAAUUCUCAUUUUUUAAUUUGACAAGGUGGAUCAAUUUUCACGGUAUAUAUUUUCAAUUUCAUCAAAUGGAGUAAAAUGAUAAAGAAUUAUAACAUUUAUCUAAAUUUGAUGAAAUUGAAAAUUUAUACCGUAAAUAUUGAUUGAGGGGUAGGAAUUGAAUUUUUCUUUUAUUCUCCUAUAUUAUAACUAUUUUAAGGGCUAUUUUAGUAACUGAAAUUAAUUCUUUAAUUGUGUAAUUAAUGAUUAAUGUGGGCAGCUAUUUCCACUCCUGUUUUUGCUUCACUUUCAAAGGUUUCGAUUGGGAGAGAAAUGAACUUGUACCAUUCGAAUAAAGGCAUUGUAUCGCUUAAACAUGCUUGGAAAUAGCAAUAUUUUGUAAGCUUA